ACACUUAACCUUGAUCUUUAGUUACACAUUGGCUUUGUUAACAGUGAUCAGCUUUCCUGUGUUAAGCGCUGGAAAUUUUAGUGCCUGACUUACUGCUGUACUGAGGAAUUCAUUUCAUAUAUUUUAUUAUAUUGAGUUGGGAAAACAGUAGAUUCCUUCAAUGCAAGGGCAGAGAGGUACAAUUGGUUCAAUGCCUGAAACUUUAGAAUUUGAUUGUGGAUCUGCAUCAAGUAGUUCUACCAUGGAUCAGCAGAUUUGCUGGAAUAAUGUGAAUCCUGCAGAAAAUCAAAUACCUAAUUAUAUACUUUCUCCUGGUGAUAUGAACUCAUCUUAUGUUAAUUCUAUUAAUCAUAAAUGGCAAAACUUGAGUGGCUGGAGCUUAGGCGAACCAAAUUCCAGUAAUACCCCUAAUGAGAUUAACAAUAAUAAGUUGCUGGAAUUAUUUUCUCUAUGGCACAGUUGCUCUGUUUAGGGAGGUUAUAGUUAUCUUUGUUCUCUCUAUCAAAUAAUGCAAUUAUCUCUGUUUUACAUAUCUCUGUUCCUAGGUUUCCAUUUUAAAUCCUUGAACCCCAAGUUUAGUGUGGAGUACAUUUAUUUUGGUAUGGAUUGAUGCCAACAGCGAGAUUCUAUAAACUUGAUAAGAGAUACAUUAUCAGAAUCAUAAUAAUCGCAACUUUAUUUGAUUUUGGCAAUUGAGUGUUGGCCUAAUUUAUCAUUUACUUUUGCUGAGGGGUGUCUUUUGUGAGGAUACCUUUUGGUUUGCUGUGACAACAUUUAUUUGGAGCCUGGUCUUGCUUGAGCUUAUGUAUGCAUUAAUGUAGGAGGUUUAGAAAAAAUUAUUCCCUCCCAGAUGGAUAAGUAAUGCUGUUUGUGAUGGAGAUAGUGGUUUUUGUAGAAUGAUCAUGGUAAAACAUUCGAUAUUUAUUUUAAAGCUUUUGAAUUGGGUAAUGUCAAAAUGAGUAGGGUCAGAAUUCAAAUCAUUGUUACGUUGAUGUCAUAUCAAAAUUUUGAACUAUUUUUUUGAACAUAUGCACUUGAGCAAAUGGUGCAAGCUGCGAAUGCUUCCGCUGGACUUAGGACUAUCAAACGGGUGGAGCAAACUUUGCAAGAUCUUGGGCUUUGGUAUGCAUUGGGAAAGAUGAGGGCAGAGAAAGCUUCUUGGAGAAUAGCUAAUGAAAGGGGUUUGAAGCUCACUACCAUUUGUCCAGCUCUAGUUACCGGUCCUGAAUUUUGUCAUAGGAAUCCAACAGCAACAAUUUCUUAUCUCAAAGGUGCCCAAGAAAUGUACUCUCAUGGUUUGCUAGCAAGAGUGGAUGUGACCAAAUUGGCUGAAGCUCAUGCAUGUGUAUUCAAGGCAAUGAACAACAAUGCUUCUGGUAGAUACAUUUGCUUUGACCAUGUGAUUGAUUCCCUUAGUGAGGCAGAG
This is a messenger RNA of Cajanus cajan (pigeon pea), 1426 nucleotides long. NCBI's taxonomy places the organism in Eukaryota, Viridiplantae, Streptophyta, Magnoliopsida, Fabales, Fabaceae. The record is from RefSeq and is a predicted model, not a curated record.